Messenger RNA from Aureobasidium uvarum, 942 nucleotides. The record is from the annotation of a GenBank genome assembly. NCBI's taxonomy places the organism in Eukaryota, Fungi, Ascomycota, Dothideomycetes, Dothideales, Saccotheciaceae.
AUGACCCGAGAGAAAUCUAACACCCAAGCAGCAAGACCUUCCUCGCCAGACUGUGCGAGCAGGCUGAGCGUUACGAUGGUACAGAUGGUUACCUACAUGAAGGAAGUCGCCAAGCCANNGAUCGGUGGUGAACUCACCGUUGACGAGCGCAACCUCCUCUCUGUCGCCUACAAGAACGUCGUCGGUACCAGACGUGCCUCGUGGCGCAUCAUCUCCUCGAUCGAGCAGAAGGAGGAGCANAAGGGUUCCGACAAGCACGUUACCAUCAUCCGCGAUUACCGCCAGAAGAUCGAGACCGAGCUCGAGAAGGUCUGCCAGGAUGUCCUUGACGUCCUUGACGAGUCCCUGAUCCCCAAGGCCGAGUCUGGCGAGAGCAAAGUCUUCUACCACAAGAUGUGUGUUUACAUUACAUCAUUGAUUUUGAGUCACUUUUCUGACAAGCAUCCAGGNAAGGGUGACUACCACCGCUACCUCGCCGAGUUCGCCUCUGGCGACAAGCGCAAGACUGCCGCCACCGCUGCCCACGAGGCCUACAAGGUAUGUUGCCAUUCAACCCUGUCGCUGCACUGGACCCUCGCUGACCAACUCUUCCCCAGNAGCGCUACCGACGUCGCCCAGACUGAGCUUACCCCUACUCACCCCAUCCGCCUGGGUCUUGCCCUCAACUUCUCCGUCUUCUACUACGAGAUCCUCAACUCCCCCGACCGCGCAUGCCACCUCGCCAAGCAGGCCUUUGACGACGCUAUUGCCGAGCUCGACUCGCUCUCAGAGGAGUCCUACCGCGACAGCACCCUCAUCAUGCAGCUCCUCCGUGACAACCUCACCCUCUGGACCUCGUCCGACGGCAACGAGCCAGAGCCCGCUGCCGCCUCCGAGGCCUCUAAGACCGAGGAGUCCAAGACCACCGAGUCUGUCGAGGAGCCCAAGGCCGAGGCCUCGUAA